Phyllotreta striolata is the source of this 1326-nucleotide messenger RNA. Lineage: Eukaryota; Metazoa; Arthropoda; Insecta; Coleoptera; Chrysomelidae. The record is from the annotation of a GenBank genome assembly.
AUGUGUAUGGAAAACAUUAUAGUGACAUGUUGAUAAUCGGCGUGCUAACGUUGAAAUUAAUUGUAUGUGUUUCAACUGCCAAUGUUAACAGGAACAAUGUUUGUUCUACAUUUAGUGCUUACGGGAACAUUUCAAGGGACAAACGUUGCUUCUAUAACCCCGACUUAGACUCCAACCCGGCGGAAAUUGCCCAAAUCCAUGGGUACGCUUUAGAAACCCAUUUAGCCACAACUGAGGAUGGAUAUAUUAUCAGCAUCUUCAGAUUAAAAAAGAACGAAGACCAGAAGGUAUUCGGCCAACCUGUUGUUCUUCAGCAUGGCAUUCUCGUCGAUUCUUUGUCAUGGAUAAUCUCAGGAAAUAAUUCAUUAGGUUUCCAUUUGGUCUCCAAUGGAUUCGAUGUAUGGCUUCCGAAUUUCAGAGGAUCUACGUUUUCCGGCAAACACGUUAAUCCGUCCAUUAGCGAAAAAAAAUAUUGGAAUUUUAGUUUUCACGAAUUGGGUGUUUACGAUAUACCGGCAAUUGUGGAGAAAGUAGCCAAAAUUACCCUUCGGAAUGACAUCGUUUUUCUCGGUCACUCGAUGGGCUCGACAACUUCUUUGAUAUAUCCAUCAAUGAAGCCGAAACACGCCGAAAAAUACAUAAAAGGAUUCAUUUAUACAGCACCGGUGGCUCAUUUUGAUCAUACAAAAGGUGCUGUUAGUGCAGUACUUCCAUUUUACGGUCUAAUCAAGAACCUUUUGGAAUCUUUUCGUGUUUAUGCUAUAGGAACGUUGCCAAAGCUCCAAAGCUUUGUUACCGGCUUAACUUGUGGUAAUUACCCCAAUAUAUUAAUAUGCCAGAUUGUUUAUUCCUUCUCUACUGGUUUAGUAGUUCAACAAGUAAGGCCGGAUAUAUUGCCGGUUAUUAUGAAAUUCUUCCCAACUGGCACUGCUGUUAAAUGUUUAAUGCACUACGCUCAAAUCGCGUUGGCUAAAGGUAGAUUUCAGCAAUUCGAUUAUGGAAUUGAGGAAAAUAAAAAAAUCUACAAUUCACCUGUUCCUCCUGAAUAUGAUGUAGGAAAAAUUACGGUACCUAGUGAAGUUUUCGCCAGUAAAAAUGACUUUUUGACAGAUUAUGAGGAUGUCACUAGGUUAUACAAUGAGCUAAAAUGUCCUAAAAACAUGCAUACCUACGACCUCGGUCAUACCGACUAUUUAUAUGGAAAAAACGUUAACGAAUUAUAUAAUGGUAUUGUUCAAGCUAUAAAGAGCUUUGAUUUGAAUAAAAGCAACAAAAUAAUUACUUAAUUAAUAUAUGCCUUUUAAUUCUAAAUAAACCAACACUCUC